AGAAUUGGUUCUCCAUGCCAACGGGGAGGUAAACUUGAUUUUAUUCACACUAACUCAUACCGCGUACCAAAUUUCCAUUCCCAUGACAACGAAAUUCGGAAAUUUCUCGCAGUGCUUUUAGGUGUGCACUUAUCAUUGCAGUGGCAGGUCAAACUAACUCGCAGGGGAAGUGCCGAUCGAAGAGAUGAAUGUGAAGCGUGCCAGCUGCAAAUGCUUAUCACUGUCGGGCAUAACGCACUGGGGAAUCCCCUGCAAACACACACAUUGAACGAUAUGUGCAUGUACUAAUAAUAUUCCUGAUAAACGUAUGCAAAUACUAAAAUAUUUAUUUGUGAUAAAUAUAGUAUUUAAGAAGCAUCGUCUUAGCAGUAAGUGAUUAAAGUUCACAAACAAAAUUUUAGGUAGCUCAUUGAUUGAAUACAAUGCUUAACGGAUACGUGGAAAAAAAUAGCUCAGCUGUCUAACCUGAAUAACUUAUUCUUUAAAUGCGUCAGCAGUGCACGUUUUGCCAAGAAAAGCAAUUUAAGCAAUUACAUAUAUCGGUCGUUGUUCGCUAAAAACAGAUCGAAACUUAUUGGAAAUCAACUGAAUUUAAAAUCCAGCAAUUAAGAAGCAAUUAAGCUUGAGAACUUUUAUACAUUUAUACAUAUUUUUGAAAAUAUAUACGCUCAGAACUUUAUUACCAAAGCUUGAGAGGUAUAAAUAAUUUAUUAAUUUAUGCUAUAAAAUGUAUAAAUGUAAUGUAUAAAAAAGACAAAACCUGUGAAAGGUUAGUUAGAUUUAAAUGCUUUCAUUUUGCACACAAAUGCCUCCAAUAAAAAAAGGACAUAGGAAGGUAACUUGGGAAUCGGCUAUGCCGCACCGAAGGGAAACGGACACGGGACAACAACAACUGGCAGGGCGGAAAGGACGAGCAGGGCGCGGCUGCGAUCCCGGGGGGAUGGGGUGCAGGACGGAUGCACGGAGGAAGGGAGGAUAUUCGGAGCGCGGCUGCUGCAGCGGCAGAGAAAGAUAGAGAAAGAGAGAGAGAGAGAGAGAUAGGGAGAGGCAGCGCCAGCUGAGGGUUGCAAUAUCCUGCUGCUGCCGUUCAGCCUGUGGCCUGUAGCCAGUAUCCUGUUGCCCUCCCGCUUCAGCUGCCGCAACUCAAACAGCUGCAACAAUUUUAUUUUUUUUGGUUGCCGAUGGAUUGUUGUUUUUAAUUUCCUUGGCGCGGCACAUCCCCUAAUGCCACUAUCUCUGGUCCCUGCCGCAUUUUGGGGUUGGAGUUGGCAGUUGCCAGUUGGUCGCCAGGGUGCAGUUGGUCGCAGCUCAGUCGUGGCGAUCGCCAGGUGAACGAAGGUUGUGUCGCGCAGGAGCGAGUUCGAAAACCAAACAAUUGCAGCUUAAAUCUAGUAGAUCAUCCUCUAACCAUGUCGGGCAAAUUGAUAAUGAAACGCAAGCGAGCCAGCCAGGAGGAGCAGCAGCAACAUCAGCAGCAGGCGCAGGAGCAACGUGUCCAGCCGCAGGAACAGCAACAGGAGCAGCAACCGAAUGAAGCGGUUCCGGAGAAACGCCAUCGUCCUCUAACUCCGCCAGCAGAAGAGCCAGGCCAGGAUUGCCCCACCCCGCCAGAUGCCACCAAUCGAAUCCUCCUGGAAGCGCUGCAAAAGAUAAUGGAGCUGCAGGCGGAACUGGAUGCCUUUGAGCAGGAUCUAGACGAUCGCGAUGGCUAUGCGGCUGGAGGAGCUGAAGCGGAGGAUGCCGAGGAAAGAGAAGAGGAUGCCGAGGUGGCGGCCCAGUUUGCGCCACCGACGCCAGCCCAAAGGAGCCAGGCGGAGGCACUGGGUUUCGCAAUGUGCGCUAGGGAAACACUGCUGUUCCUGCAGAGCGAGGGUAUACCCACAGAGUCGCCACUCUACCAGACCCUACUCGGGAAAUUGGUUGGGCAAAGCGAUGGACUGCUGCACGCCUGAGAGCAAACCGGAGGGCAGGAACUCCUCCUCAUUCUAGUCACUUGCUGCGAUCUCAUUGCAAGUAAAACGAGAGAGAGAAACCAAGGGUUGCGAACUUUCCGGGGGUGGAAAUUAUGCAACACAGGGAUCUGGGUAUUCCUAAGCUAUUUACUCUAGUCAAUUAUUGUAAAGCAAUAUAAAACACAUAAGCAACAACGAAAUAAAUUGUAUUUGAAACUAAAA
Molecule: messenger RNA, 2174 nt
Organism: Drosophila sechellia
Lineage: Eukaryota; Metazoa; Arthropoda; Insecta; Diptera; Drosophilidae
Gene: insb
Product: insensible
Exons: 1
Coding region: 1410-1952 (180 amino acids)
Source: RefSeq, a predicted model, not a curated record